Messenger RNA from Apis mellifera (honey bee), 798 nucleotides. It is a transcript of the gene sqh, whose product is annotated as myosin regulatory light chain sqh. The transcript has 4 exons. Gene Ontology annotation, cellular component: cytoplasm; myosin II complex. Gene Ontology annotation, molecular function: myosin heavy chain binding; calcium ion binding. Lineage: Eukaryota; Metazoa; Arthropoda; Insecta; Hymenoptera; Apidae. The record is from RefSeq and is a predicted model, not a curated record. Bases 153 to 677 code for a protein of 174 amino acids. Gene Ontology annotation, biological process: locomotion; post-embryonic development.
AAUCCUUCACCAGAUGGCGUUACUUAUCCGGGUGUGGUAAAUAACCAUAGAGUGACGCGUAACGUGAGUCACAGUAGAGCACGAGUGUCUGUGCUGUUCUGUUUUUCAGAUUUUUCUUAGUUUUGAAGCUGCUAAUAAUCAGGCAUAUAAACAUGUCUUCGCGUAAAACAGCCGGACGUCGUGCUACCACUAAAAAACGGGCACAACGUGCAACAUCAAAUGUUUUUGCUAUGUUUGAUCAAGCUCAAAUUGCUGAAUUUAAAGAAGCUUUCAAUAUGAUUGAUCAGAAUCAUGAUGGUUUUAUCGAUAAAGAAGAUCUACAUGAUAUGCUUGCCUCAUUAGGUAAAAAUCCGACUGAUGAAUAUUUAGAAGCGAUGAUGAAUGAGGCUCCAGGACCUAUCAAUUUUACAAUGUUCUUAACUUUAUUUGGCGAAAGGCUUCAAGGCACAGAUCCAGAGGACGUAAUUAAAAAUGCAUUUGGUUGUUUUGACGAAGAAAAUACUGGACACAUAAAUGAAGAACGCCUCAGGGAAUUACUUACAACAAUGGGAGAUAGAUUUACGGAUGACGAUGUCGAUGAAAUGUAUCGAGAAGCGCCUAUCAAAGGAUCGAUGUUCGAUUAUAUAGAAUUUACUCGAAUUUUAAAGCAUGGUGCUAAAGACAAGGACGAACAGUGAAAAAUCUAAAAUCAGCGUGCAUAUAAUACGUUUUAAUAUGGUUGCAAUUGUAAAGUUUGAAAUAUUGUAUUUUGUACAUCCUAUAUUAAUGAGAAUAAUUGCAAAUCUAGGAUUCAUAUUA